CUGAACUCGAAGAAGUGCGAGGAACUGUCAAUCAAUAUCGACAAAUUGACUAUUUAACUACCGCAACCAUAUUUUUUGCAAAAUUGCCGUUGAACUAUAAAAGGAACGCCGUAGUUACGAGUAGUACUCGUAGUUACUCGGGUCGAUCGUUUUUCUGAAUCUAAUUUUAUUGUUGUGUGAAAUCGAAUUCUAAUGUAAAAAGGGGGCGGAUGGCUAUUAUAUUUAUCUGCUAAACUAUUGCGGCACCAUGGCUAUGUCAAAGGGUUUUAAAGUUUUAGAGAAGUCAUCUCCACCGAAUCCUUACAGUGUAAUAUUACAACAUAGGAAUAAAGAUACUUCUCUGUUGUUCGAGUCUCAAGCAGUAGUGUCGUUAUCAUCGCAAGAAACAGAUACACUUCGAAAACAAUAUCACAAGAUUGCUGACGCGUACGGAUGUUUAGGGGUCCUCCAGCUGAAUGCUGGUGAAAGCUGUUUGCUGUACCUCGUUUUGGUCACGGGCUGUUGCUCCGUUGGUAAAGUUGGUGACAUUGAAGUUUUCAAAAUUACACAGACACAGUUUUUACCAUUAUUUCACCAGUCGCAAGGCGAUGACAAAGUUUUAGAGGUAAGAAAACUUCUAAAUUCUGGUACAUUCUAUUUUUCUUGGAAUUCGGGCAAGAAUGCUGAUGCUCUUUUUGAUCUCACCCUGUGUUCUCAACGGAAAAGUAAGAGUGCUGAUCCUGAUAACAGGUUCUUUUGGAAUAGAACAUUAUUUAUUCAUUUAAUAAGAUAUGGAAUUGACUGUGAUGAUUGGCUCACUAGAGCCAUGUGUGGCUCUGUUGAAAUUCGCACUAUAUAUGUUGGCCAUCGUCAAGCGCGAGCUGUCCUUGUAUCCAGACUCAGUUGUGAACGAGCAGGUACUAGGUUCAAUGUGCGAGGAUGUAAUGAUGAUGGUAAUGUAGCAAACUUUGUAGAAACCGAACAGGCCAUAUAUAUUGAUGAUUCAGUGACCUCAUAUAUACAAACACGAGGUUCAGUACCUUUAUUUUGGGAGCAACCGGGAAUACAAGUAGGCUCACAUAAAGUCAAGAUGUCCCGGGGGUAUGAUGCUUCGACGAGUGCCUGUGGUAGACAUUUUUCACAAUUAAAACGUAAUUAUGGCACUGUUAUUGUAGUUAAUCUUCUAGGGUCAAGUAUGAUUGGUGGAAGUGAAGGUGAGGCAACACUCAGUAAUGCUUUUCAAAAACAUCUCAAUGACUCUGAACAUUCCGAUGUCACUCAAGUUAUUUUUGACUACCAUCAAGAAGUCAGGGCAGCUAAUAUAGAAUCUGCUCAAUCAAAAUUUAAGAAAAUUGUAGAGAGUUAUUAUGAUGACAUUAGUAUAUUUAGUGCUAAAGGAGAAGACAUAUAUAAUAUACAAAAAGGUGUUAUUCGAACUAACUGUUUGGAUUGCUUGGACAGGACAAACUCCAUACAAACAUUCAUAGGUUUGGAAAUGCUGGCUAUACAACUAAUGUUACUGCAAUGUAUUGAUAAAAAACAAAAUGUGAAUAGAUUUGAGGAAGUUUUUAAACAAAUGUGGGUAAACAAUGGUAAUGAAAUAUCUAAAAUAUAUGCUGGCACAGGUGCUAUACAAGGUGGUUCAAAAUUGAUUGAUGGUGCUAGAUCUGCUGCUCGCACAAUUCAGAAUAAUUUAUUGGACAACUCUAAACAGGAAGCCAUUGAUAUUUUAUUAUUGGGCUCAACUUUGAACUCUGAACUAGCUGAUAGAACCAGAAUAUUGCUGCCAUCUAAUAUUUUACAUACAUCUACUCCAGUAUUGCGGGAAAUGUGUCGCAGAUCGAAUGAAUUUACACAACCAUCAAGUAUACAAAUUACUAUUGGCACUUACAAUGUUAAUGGAGGCAAGCAUUUUAGAAGUUUGGCUUAUAAGGAUGUGUCUCUGGCAGAUUGGUUACUGGAUUCACCGAACUCUGAAUUGGUGAAUACUGUAAAGGAACAUCCAUCAGAUAUAUAUGCUAUAGGUUUUGAAGAAAUAGUGGAUUUAAAUGCCAGUAAUAUUAUGGCAGCUAGUUCUGAUAAUGCUAAGGCCUGGAGUGAAGAAUUAGAAAAGGUUUUGUGCAGAGAUGCCCCUUACACACUUUUAUCAAGUCAUCAGUUAGUUGGAGUUUGUCUUUUCGUAUUUGUAAGGAAAGAUCUCAUUCCUCAUAUAAGAGAUGUAGCACUGGAUUCUGUAAAAACUGGUUUAGGUGGUGCUACAGGUAACAAAGGGGCAGUAGGAAUUCGUAUGGUUAUAUAUGGGACAUCAAUUUGCUUUGUAUGUGCUCAUUUUGCUGCUGGUCAGAGCCAAGUAUCUGAACGUAAUGCAGAUUAUACUGAAAUAACAAGAAAAAUAGCUUUCCCAAUGGGCAGAUCUUUAUAUUCACAUGAUUAUGUAUUUUGGUGUGGAGAUUUUAAUUACCGCAUUGACUUAGAUAAAGAUGAAGUCCGCUUACUUGUAUCACAGAAUAAUAUGGAACGAUUAUUAGAGCAAGAUCAAUUGAUCCAACAAAAAUCCCAAGGUCUGGUUUUUAAAAAUUGCUUUGAGGGGAAUAUAACAUUUCUUCCCACUUACAAAUAUGAUCUGUUUAGUGAUGAUUAUGACACUAGUGAGAAAUGUCGAGCACCUGCUUGGACAGAUCGUGUAUUAUGGAGAAGUAGAAAACACACAAUUGACCCAGACAACACUUCUGAAUUAGGAGCAGGCAAAUUGCUUUAUUAUGGACGUUCAGAACUGAAACAAAGUGAUCACAGACCAGUGAUAGCUCUAUUAGAAGUUGAGGUAUUGCAAGUUAGCAAUACAAAGUGCAUGGAAGUAUUUUAUGAAGUCGUAAAAGAUUUAGGUCCUCCUGAUGCCAGUAUAAUUGUUCAACCCCUUGAGGAUAUACAGAGCGAAGAUUCUAUUUUUGAUGAUAAUGUUAUGGCAGCUGUAUUACAGGAAUUAGCCAUGAUUGGUGAAGUGACACUUGUUCGUUUUAUUGAUGAGCACACACUUAGUAUCACAUUCAGAGAAGGUCAAAAUGCUCUUUCUGCAGCACAAAAAGGUCAAAUAUCUGUGUGUUCAAUUCCAUUGAUAAUUACAUUGAAAUCUCCAAAUUGGGUAGACAUUGUUCGAUCGGAAAUAAAUUUGUGUUCCAACAAUACUGUACCAUUGUUUGGAGAAGCGCAGUCAGACCGCCCACUUAGAUCUGCGCCGCCUACCCCUCGUCGUCAACAGCCCAGCAGACCGCCAGCACCGUCACCAACUCCUUUAGUCCCGUCACGAGUACCACCUGUGAGUCCUGCACGGCCUCCUCCUCCACGUCCCGCACCACUUCCACCAGACUCAGGAAAAAUUGGUGACCAGCCUCCAAUUACAUCACCGCCUGCGGAUAGCGUACCGCCUCCAUCAUGUGCACCACCACCGCCACCUCCAAGUAGUACACCGCCGCCUGCUGGUCCUCCACCUCCCGUUCCUGCAAGACAAGGCGCUCCGCCGCCAUUACCAGCGCGCCCUCGUCCUGCCAUGUAAUUUGUAUACCUAACACUAGUAUGGUGUUACAAUCCUCACAGUUUUACAAUGCCAUUUGUGCUUUUACUCCACUUGCAACCUCAAUACUGUAAAUCCUUUACAGUAUUGAGGUUACAGGCUCAUCAUAGCUGUGCUCUUGGGCAAUGUCGGUACAUAUGUUGUCAAACUGUGUAGAUUUUAAUACUAUGACUAUAUUUUUUUUAUUCGUCUUAUAUAAUACUAAAUUAUUUAUGUUCCUAGUAUUUCUACAUGUGACAAUUCUUUUUUAUUAUUGUAUUAGUUUCGCAAUACUUAAUAGAUAUAAAUAUGGAUAAAGGUAGGUUGCAGUGUAGAUGGUUUGGUUGUUGUAGAUUGCACUUAUAUAUGUCACUGUGACAUCUAAUUAACAAGAAUAAAAAUUAUUUAAACAUUAAAGUAUUAUACAUAACAUGUUUCAUAAUGUACGGAAUAUAUUUAACUAUCUUACAUUAAGAGUAUAAAAUAUUCCUAAGUUAAAUUACACAGUCAUGUUUUUAUACAAUGGUAGUUACAUCGAAAUGGUCGGUGAUUUUUGUAGAUGGGUCUUCUAAACACCCAAAUUGAACACAUUUAUUUAAAUAAGUAAGUACCCACAUCAGUUUAGUUUAAUUUUGUCUAGCUAAGCGUAAUUGCCUAUUUUGUGGCUGUAGUACUAUAGUUCCAUAAAAGUUCUUAAGUACUAAAUAUCAUUAACUAAAAUAAACUUUAAAGUGGACCGAUUUAAUGUUUGUAGAUAUGUAUAUCAUUAUUAACUUGUAAUUGUGUAUUUUUUUGUUUACAACGCCAAAUGGGAGAAAGGUCACAAUUUAGAAAGGAAAGAUAUUUUUUUUAUUCUUACGCGAUAUCUUCAUCAAUUCUACGAUUAUUGCGAUUAUCAAUAUCAAUACAAUAAUAAUCGCGAAAAUCGUAGAAUUGACUUUGAUGUAGGGUUUACAGUCACUCUCGUAUUAAUACCAUAUUAAUUUCGAUUGACUUGAUGUUGGUUGUUCUUAAUGGAAUAAAAAUAUGUCUAAUAUAGUGAAAUAUAUAUAAAUAUUAUACAUACAGGUAUAGUAUUGUAUGUACC
Achroia grisella is the source of this 4613-nucleotide messenger RNA. It is a transcript of the gene Synj, whose product is annotated as synaptojanin-1. Gene Ontology annotation, biological process: phosphatidylinositol dephosphorylation; synaptic vesicle endocytosis. The record is from RefSeq and is a predicted model, not a curated record. The transcript has a single exon. Gene Ontology annotation, molecular function: phosphatidylinositol-4,5-bisphosphate 5-phosphatase activity. Lineage: Eukaryota; Metazoa; Arthropoda; Insecta; Lepidoptera; Pyralidae. The coding region runs from base 248 to 3529 and encodes 1093 amino acids.